This is a messenger RNA of Seriola dumerili (greater amberjack), 1393 nucleotides long. It is a transcript of the gene ccna1, whose product is annotated as cyclin A1. The transcript is spliced from 8 exons. Bases 1 to 1158 code for a protein of 385 amino acids. The record is from RefSeq and is a predicted model, not a curated record. Gene Ontology annotation, cellular component: nucleus; cyclin A2-CDK2 complex; cytoplasm. Gene Ontology annotation, biological process: mitotic cell cycle phase transition; regulation of cyclin-dependent protein serine/threonine kinase activity. NCBI's taxonomy places the organism in Eukaryota, Metazoa, Chordata, Actinopteri, Carangiformes, Carangidae. Gene Ontology annotation, molecular function: cyclin-dependent protein serine/threonine kinase regulator activity.
AUGGAUGCAUCACAGGUCCAGAGAGCUAGGCAGCGGACAGUGCUCGGUGUUUUGUCAGAAAAUGAGCAGCGUGGUCGAUCCCUCAGCAAGGGAAGCCAAUUUUCCAAACACAGCUCGGUCUCAGACAGCUCUCAGCACACCUUUCUCGGCUGUACCUCCAGUUCCAGCUAUGAUGUUUAUGUUGAAGAGGCUUGUGAAGUUGUUCUUGCGGCUUCUGGUCAAGAAGUGGUGUCUGACAACUAUUACCGAGAUACUGAAACCGCUGCCCUGCAAAACGAAGGGCUGAGACUCCUGCUGGAGCUUAGUUCAAGUUCAUGCCUGGAUGCUUCUAUGCAGUCUGAAAAAGAUGAAUCCCUGAUGUCAGAGGAGGUGCUGUGUGUGUCUGAGUAUGCAGAGGACAUUUACCGACACUUGAGGGAGAGUGAAUUGAAGUUGAAGCCUCUUCCAGACUACUUGGAGAAACAUCCGGAGAUCACCAGUGGCAUGCGGCUCAUCCUGGUGGACUGGCUGGUGGAAGUUGUCCAGGAGUACAAGCUUCGUUCUGAAACUCUGCAUCUUGCUGUCAACUAUUUGGACCGCUUUCUGUCCUGCACGGCAUAUGUAAAACGGGGCAAGCUGCAGCUGGUUGGCACAGCUGCAUUACUGAUCGCUUCAAAAUAUGAGGAGAUCUUCCCUCCCGAGCUGAAUGACUUUGUGUACAUCACAGACAGCACCUACACCAAGAAGCAGUUGGUUCGAAUGGAGCAUGUUUUCCUAAGAGUGCUGGCCUUCAAGAUGGCCGCACCAACUACAAACCAGUUCCUUCGCCUUUUCAUGUCCAUCCACUCUGUCUGUGCCACCACAGAGAACCUGGCCCUGUAUGUAGCAGAGUUAAGCCUGCUGGAAAUUGAACCAUUCCUACAGUACAGCCCGUCUAUAGUGGCAGCUGGAGCCUACUGCCUGGCCACCUACACUGUAAACAAAUCUCACUGGCCUGAAUCCUUAUGUGCGUUUACUGGCUAUACCAUGGCUGAAAUUCAGCCCUGCGUGACUGACCUCCACAAGCUACACAUCAGUGCAGAGAUUCACCCUCAACAGGCCGUCAGAGAAAAGUUUAAGAAUUCAAAGUAUUGUCGUGUUUCGUGGAUCACUCCACCUGCCGUUCUGCCUUUCCUAUGAAUCACUGCUCCACCCUUCUUCUGACGCUUCUGACAGGAAGUGGACAUAAUUAGACUGAGAACAAAACAAACGCAAAUGAUUCUUCUGUCAGUCCCAUACAUGCCACACCCCUCUCGACACUUUCUUGCUUUAAUUUAUUAAUUUUUUUGUAGUUUAUGCAAAUACAAAAAAUGUAUAUAAAGAAACUACUUCUGAUACUUGUAGAUAUCCAUGCAAAAGGUUUUUAAAACUGGUA